Messenger RNA from Dromaius novaehollandiae (emu), 1107 nucleotides. It is a transcript of the gene PAXX, whose product is annotated as PAXX non-homologous end joining factor. NCBI's taxonomy places the organism in Eukaryota, Metazoa, Chordata, Aves, Casuariiformes, Dromaiidae. Gene Ontology annotation, biological process: double-strand break repair via nonhomologous end joining. Gene Ontology annotation, molecular function: molecular adaptor activity. The coding region runs from base 49 to 657 and encodes 202 amino acids. The transcript is spliced from 7 exons. Gene Ontology annotation, cellular component: nonhomologous end joining complex; site of double-strand break; nucleus. The record is from RefSeq and is a predicted model, not a curated record.
CCGUCCCCGUCCCCGCCCCGCGGCGGCCCUGCCCCUUCCGCCGCCGCCAUGGCGGAGCCGGCGGGGCCCUUCCGCGUCCUGCUCGCGGGGCCGCUCCGCUACCUCUGCUACUGCCGCCCCGGGCCCGGCGGCACCGUGUAUGUCACCGACGGGCAGGAGGUCUGGGCCGGGGAGCUCGCCGCCCGCCCGCCGCUCGGCCGCACAUCUCAGAGCACGCCGUGCCUGUCAGAGGACCAUAGCAUGAAGAUCAGGGCGGUCUUGGAGCAUGGGAUGGUCUCCUUGAGCCUGCAUGAUGAUGGCAAGGCUACGCUGCAGCUCCAGGAGGAGGCCUGGUGCUCGACUUUUGAUCUCUUCAAGUUGCCGUUCACUGAGGCAAGGACCCAGCUCCAGGCACUGAUGUUCGGCUUGGUGGGUUGCGUCAAGAACCUGGAGAAACGUCUUGAAGCAGUGGUGGGCACUCUGGGGUCUUCGUGCAGUCCUGAGAAGAACACUGCCCGGAGCCAGCAGCUCUUCAUGCCAGCAGAUCCGAGCUCCAGGAAGAACAGAGGUGCUGGCUCAACUCUGCCAGCCAAGAGGAGGGUUCCAGGAGAGUCUCUCAUUAAUCCUGGUUUCAAAAGCAAGAAGGCACCGUGUGGAGUGGACUUUGAAGACUCCUGACCUGUGCUGUCCCAUCCCCCGACAACUGUCCUACUGGGAGGGUUUUCAGCCACAUCUGAGGCUCGUAGUGGUUUUACUGCACCCUGGGCCUGCCGGGCCUCUUGUUACAGGGUGUGAGUGAUUGUCUUCCCUCAUGAUGGACCAAAGAGAUGAACAGGGCAACCAGGGCCCAGGGACUGGAACCGGCUCCUGGCAGGUCUCAGAGGGGAGCAGGUCCAUGGCUGGUGCUCUGGGAGGACCUUUGGGGGGGGAUGGAGUGGGGGAGGUGACAGUAGGGGUGGAUGUUUUCCCCUACUGCUUUCCCUGCUGGCAGGGCCACCCAUGUACCUCGCUUGGCAUGAAUUGGUGGGGUUUUUAAAGAACUUUUAUAUCAUGAUGUAAUUAAAAGACUGGCUGUGCUUAACUUAUUGCCAAUAAAACUGCUUUUAGCCAAGUGGUCUGUGGAGACCA